UGACUCAGCUGUAUUAGUUUACAAAUACAUUUCCCAGAAUAAUAAUAAUAAAUUGGGGCUCUUUUAGUGGAGUUUCACUCCCAUUAGUGGGGCCCGAGUGUGUGUUUAAGUUAGUGGAUGCAGUAAAUAGUGCCCUCUUUAAUAAUUACGUAACAGGAUCGAAGGAUGCCCGGGUGGUAUUACGAGAAAAAGGAGCUGCGGGUCACCCCCUCGAUAGCGGAGGGGCUCGAUUAUAAGACUGAAAUGCGCUACAGGAAAGAAGGUGCCAGAUUCAUAAUUGAUACAGGAAUGAAAAUGGACCUGGGCUACAACACGACGGCCACAGGAGUCGUCUAUUUCCACAGGUUUUACAUGUUUCACUCGUUUCAACAGUUCCCCAGAUACGUAACAGCAUGUUGUUGCCUGUUCCUCGCCGGUAAAGUGGAGGAAACGCCAAAAAAGUGCAAAGACAUCAUCAAAAUCGCCCGCAACUUACUCACCGACCAAAAGUUCACCACUUUCGGCACCGACCCCAAAGAAGAGGUCAUGACCCUGGAGCGGAUCCUCUUGCAGACCAUCAAGUUCGAUCUGCAAGUGGAGCAUCCGUACCAGUACCUCCUCAAGUACGCCAAGUGCCUCAAGGGGGACAAGGCGAAGCUACAGAAGAUGGUGCAGAUGGCCUGGACCUUUGUCAACGACAGUCUGUGCACCACCCUGUGCCUACAGUGGGAACCGGAAAUAAUCGCGGUCGCGUUGGUUUAUUUGGCGGGCAAAUUGAGCAAAUUCGAGGUGGUCGACUGGGUGGGGCGUAACGCGAAACACCUCCGCUGGUGGGACAUGUUCGUCGAGGACAUCACCAUGGACCUCCUGGAGGACAUUUGCCACCAGGUGCUCGACUUGUACUCGCAACCGGCCCCAAAAUCACCGUCGGAGAGUCCCCCGAGGGCGGCGGCGGCGACCGCCCCCUCCACCUCGCCGCCCGCCCGCCCCGCCAACGGGAGCGCGGAAAAAACGGCCGCCCAGUCCGCCGGUGCAGAUCGACACGCGCCUGCCGCCGCCCCCCACGGGCGUCGGGGACGUAAUGCCGCCCUUUAACCGUAUCAGAGCUUCACUCACGCGCCGCCCCCCUUGGGGGCGUUUCCGUUCGCCGCGCCGCCGGUUAACACGCCGCCUCCGAAUCACAUGCACGCGCAGCCGCCCCCGAACGUGUUUCCGCCCUUCGUGGGGCCGCCGCCGUUUAAUCAAGUGCGCGUGCCGCCGCCGAACGGGCCUCCGCCGCCCCCGCCGCCUUUUUAUUCGAACGGGUUACCGCCCCCGCAUAGACCUUUCUUUCCUUCCACUUGAAUUGUUUAUUUCAAAUAAUAAUAAUAAAACACAAUGGUUUGUUAA
Anthonomus grandis grandis is the source of this 1368-nucleotide messenger RNA. Its product is annotated as cyclin-K. The record is from RefSeq and is a predicted model, not a curated record. Gene Ontology annotation, molecular function: cyclin-dependent protein serine/threonine kinase activator activity. Gene Ontology annotation, cellular component: cyclin/CDK positive transcription elongation factor complex; nucleus. NCBI's taxonomy places the organism in Eukaryota, Metazoa, Arthropoda, Insecta, Coleoptera, Curculionidae. Gene Ontology annotation, biological process: positive regulation of DNA-templated transcription, elongation; regulation of transcription by RNA polymerase II.